AUUUUGCUUUUCAUCAGCUGGUUUCUCCCAGGCGGGUAGAGGCUCAUCUACCUCCGCGUCGCGCUCUUGUAUUCUCCUGGGGUUUGAUUUCUUAGAAGCUGCCAAACAUGGCUGCAGUCGUUACCGGACACAAGCAUUUUGAUCAAGAAUACCUCACUACAGAGUCUAAAUUUAUUGCUCGAGAGUACUCUAGCUCUGUGGCUGAAGAGGUGAAAUAUCAGUACCAAACACAGAAGAGAGUCCACCAAGUGGUCGAGAGGAAGAUGCCUGAGAAAUACAUUCGGGAGGAGUCCAUGAUCAGGGGCCCUGCAUUUGUGGUUAGACUGAGGUCCCACACUGUGUUCGAAAAGAGUGCCAUUAAACUUUUCUGCACCGUAGAGGGAUAUCCCACCCCACAUGUCAAAUGGUUCAAGGAUGAUGUCAUCUUGGACGUUUCCUCUGGAAAGUACUUUGUGGAGGGUAAUGCUGGAUUCCACUCUCUCACCAUCCUCAAGUGCGCAACUGAUGACACUGCAAUGUACACGGCUGUAGCCUCAAACUCGCAUGGACAGGCUUCCUCCCAGGCCUCCAUCAUUGUGAAGAGGUGCAGAGAGGAAGAGAAGUCUACACCCUAUUCCUGGAUGCCUUACCAGUAUGCCAUUCUACCUGAAAUCAAGUACACAAAGAUUAACAUCACCUUCCUUGAGACGUUUGAUGUGACUUUUGGAAAAGAAGGCGAUAAGGUCACCCUGAGCUGCAAAAUGACCAUUAACCCCAAUCUGGCUAAUCUGCAGCCUGAAGCGCUGUGGUACAGAGAUGAGCAUCUCCUGAAAGAAUCGAAGUGGGUGAAAAUGGAGUCUGGGGGAGGUGUCGCCAAGCUCACGCUUACUCAACUCGCUAAGGAUGAUGAGGGUCUUUACACCCUCCGCAUGAUGACCAAGGGAGGCGAUGCGGUCCACAGGGCUUAUGUCUACGUUGAUGAUGGUCCACCUCCAGUUCCACGAGCUCCCGGAGCACCAAUGGACAUCAAAAUCCAUGACGCUAACAGAGAUUAUGUCAUCGUGUCCUGGAAACCUCCUAACACCACCACUGAAGGCCCUAUCAUUGGAUACUUUGUUGACAGAUGUGAAGUUGGAACAGAAAACUGGGUGCAGUGUAACGACUCUCCUGUUAAGAUCUGCAAAUAUCCUGUGCAGGGCCUGUUUGAAGGACACUCUUAUUAUUUUCGCGUACGUGCUGUCAACUCGCAUGGUAUCGGCAAACCAUCCAGAAUGUCUGAGCCCAUUGCUGCUCUGGACCCUACAGAGUUCGAAAGACUUCAUGCCACAAAACUCGGUGGGAGACUUGACGUUGUGACUUACUAUGAUGACCUUGAAGCUGAGGGAAAAGCUCCAGGACCUCCCUCUAAAGUCUGCGCUUCAGAGACCGACCGAACAUAUGUUGUGCUCAGUUGGGUCUCUCCAGUCUACCAUAGCAAAGCCCCCAUGUGGUAUUACAUUGAGAAGCUUCAGGUUGGAGCAGGAUCUUGGCAGCGAGUGAACACUAAAGUGCCCAUCAGAUCCCCUCGCUAUGCUGUCUUCGACCUGUCUGAAGGAAAGGACUAUCUCUUCCGUGUACUGUCUGCUAAUAUUUAUGGCAUCAGUGAUCCUUCGGAGCCCACCAGCACUAUAACAACCCUGCAACUAAAGGGUGUGCCCUCGGCUCCCGGACAAGUCGUCGCAACCAGGGAAACAGACACUUCUGUUCUAAUCCAGUGGGCUCCUCCGAAGGAUCCCAAUAACCUGAUUGGAUAUUACAUUGAUUCUUGUGUCAAAGGAUCUAAGGACUGGGCCUCGGCUAAUCACAAGCCCCAUAAGCAGACGAGGUUUGUUGUGCAUGGCCUGACCACCGGUGAGUCGUAUGUUUUCCGUGUACAAGCCAUCAACGAGCUGGGCCUCAGUGACGAAUCCCAGGAAUCAGCCCCUCUUUCUGUGAGAGCUGCUCUUAAGCUGCCCUCUUCCCCUUAUGACAUCUCUCUUCUGUAUUGUGACGGGGAAUCCAUGGUGCUCAACUGGAAGCAGCCCAUCCAUUCUGGAGGAGCAGAGGUCACCGAUUAUUACAUUGACAAAUGCAACGUGGCCAAGAAGACGUGGAAGGAGGUCAACAUCCCACCCGUUAAGGAAAGACUGCACAAGGUUGGAGGUCUGACUGCUGGCUCAGUGUAUCAGUUUAGGGUCUAUGGUGCUAAUGUGGUUGGAGUUGGUGAUCCCUCAACCUAUAGCUCUUCCUUCAAAUGUGACGCAUGGACCAUGUCUGAACCAGGUCCAGCCUAUGACCUGACCUUCACUGAGGUGAGGGAUGAUUCUUUGGUGGUGGAGUGGAAGCCUCCCGUCUACAAUGGGGCUAGUGCCGUCACUGGAUACUUCAUUGAGAAGUGCAAGAAAGGCUCUGAUUCCUGGAGCAAAGUCAACGAAAGUUCAGUUGACCACUGCUAUCUCAAGGUCAAGGGUCUCGAGACAGGCACGUCUUAUCUGUUUCGUGUGCGGGCAGAGAAUGCCAAGGGCGUUGGCAUGGCUUCAACCCCAUCUGACCCUGUGUGUGUCAGUGCACUGCCAGGCAUCCAGGAAAUCAAGUGUGGCGUCGAUGAGCAAUCAGGUGACAUUUACCUCUCUUUUGAGAGCUGCCAAAUGAUGGAGAAAUCAAAGUUUGUGUGGAAGAAGUCCUACCAAGAAAUCACUGACUUCUCAAAGGGAAUAGCCGUCAAGACAUCAGGCAGCAACUCGACUUUGCUUUUCAAGAACCCAGACAAAGAGGAUUUGGGCACAUUCUCUGUGUCUGUUACACAUACUGAUGGUGUGUCCGCCAGCUACAAGAUUUCAGCUGAAGAGCUGGAGAAGAUGUUGGCCAUAAGCUAUGACAUACGCAAUCCAAUUAUUCCUCUGAAGACUGAGCUGGCCUAUAAGAUUCUAGAGAGAGGCCGUAUGCGCUUUUGGCUGCAAGCUGAGGGCAUCUCCUCAUCUGUGACCUACAAAUUCUUUGCCAAUAACAAGGAGCUUGUCAACUGCGAGCAAACUAAAAUGAGUCACGACGCAGCUACAGGCAUUAUUGAGAUGGUGAUGGAUCAUUUCACUGACGACAGCGAGGGCACUUUCACCGUGCAGAUCCAAGAUGGCAGAGCCAAGGCCCAGUCCUCUCUCGUGCUUAUCGGAGAUGCCUUCAAGGCAGCGUUGGCUGAGGCAGACUACCAAAGGAGGGAGUACAUUCGUGUAAAAGAGGGCCCUCACUUUACCGAGUUCCUCUCUGUUCAAAUUGGGGACAAUGCGUCUGUCACUCUUAUUUGCAAGGUGGCUAAUUUGAAGAAGGAGUCUGCGUUCCAUUGGUAUAAGGACGAUGUAGAGGUGAUUCCUGAGGUGCCUGCUGACUUGACCUCAGGAGUCUGCAAGUUCCCUCUAACUAAUUUCUCCAAGAACGAUGUAGGACUCUAUAAAGCCACCAUCUCUGAUGACAGAGGCAAAGAUGUGUCACAGAUCGAUGUUUCUGGCAAAGCUUUUGAUGACAUCAUUAACGAACUCAGCCGUAUCUCUGGAUCCAGUGCCUCUGAGUUGUCGAUUCAAUGCACUGCGGAGGGCAUUAUGCUUCAGUGCCACAUGAAAUAUUACACAGAGGAGAUGAAGAUCCAUUGGAAACAAAAGGAAGCUAAAAUCAGUGCAUCUGAAAGAAUGCGAAUUGGUGGCAACCCAGCAAUGGCAACCUUGGAAGUAGUCGAACCUACUGAUAAAGAUAAAGGCAUGUACACGUUUGAGAUUGUGGAUACUGAGAAGACCCACACUCGUACCCUGGAUCUUUCUGGACAACUUUACGACAACGCCUAUGCAGAAUUCCAGAGACUCAAAGCGGAAGCAUAUGCUGAAAAGAAUCGUGGCAAAGUGGUUGGCGGUCUUCCUGAUGUUGUGACUAUCAUGGAAAAGAAGACUCUGAGUCUGACCUGCACUGUCUGCGGCGAUCCCAAACCUCAGGUCAGCUGGUCUAAGAAUGAUCAAGAAGUAGAGCCCAGCGAUCAGUAUGUCGUUGCCUUGGACUCGGGAAAAUUCGCCAGCCUCACUAUCAAAGGGGUGUCCAUGGAGGACUCUGGCAAGUACACCAUGACGGUGCAAAACAGGUUCGGCGGUGAAACAGUGGACAUCAUCGUCAGCGUGUACAAACAUGGAGACAAGAUUCCAGACAUCAAACCGACCCCUUCCUCCAAGAGGAUCUUGCCUCCCACUGGUCCGAUUAUAAUUCCCACCACCAAGGCUGCCACCCCUACUCCUGCCCCUGCUGGGGGCAAGUCUCCAGCUCCUCCCCAAAGUAACAAAUCCUCUGCCCCACCUCGUGGCAUGAAGUCCCCCACUCCCACCAGAAAGAAGUAACCGCACAACUCUUUCCACUUGUUUGCCCCCCCUACAGCACGUAAAUGUGUUUAUUUGCAGUUCUAUUAGGAAAUAUCAGUGUUUGCAAGGCGGCAAAAUAAGUUUGGGCGUCGAUUUUGGUUUGAUGUAUAAAUAAAUACUGCCUUUCCCCCAUCAUGAAACUCAGAA
This is a messenger RNA of Danio aesculapii, 4535 nucleotides long. RefSeq names its product myomesin 2b (gene myom2b). The transcript is spliced from 36 exons. NCBI's taxonomy places the organism in Eukaryota, Metazoa, Chordata, Actinopteri, Cypriniformes, Danionidae. Bases 108 to 4367 code for a protein of 1419 amino acids. Gene Ontology annotation, molecular function: protein binding. The record is from RefSeq and is a predicted model, not a curated record.